CCCAGUCGCGCAGCGGGCGCCGGCGCGGCAGCAUGGAGCAGCAGCAGCAGAAGCGGCAAGCGCCCAGGGGCUCCCGGCGUCUCCAGUACGCCGCAGCCUUCUCCGCGACGCUGGGCUACGUGACGUUCGGUGCCUUCCUGGGCUGGGGAGCGCCGGUGCUGCCGCGACUCACCUCCAACUCGUCGCACAUCCCUACCACCGAAGACGAGGCCUCCUGGAUCAUCGCGUCGAGCUCGCUCUCCAUGGUGUUCCCCAUGCUCUUCAUCGGCCACCUAGUUGACAUCGUGGGCCGCAAGCGGAUGUUGCUGUGCACUGUGUUCCCCCACUCGGCACUCUGGCUGAUCCAGAUCUUCGCCACACAACCCUGGGAGUUGAUGUUGUCCCGCGUCAUCGGAGCCAUCGCGCAGUGCAUCGUCCUGGUCGCCUCCCCUUGCUACCUCGUCGAGAUAGCCGAGCUCGAGAUCCGCGGAACAUUGAUCACUAUCUACCAGGUGAUGCAGAACCUGGGCACGCUGGUGGUGUUCUGCGUGGCGCCGUACGUGCACUUCCGCACUCUGGCCGGCAUCCUGCUGGCCUUCCCCCUGCUGCUGGUGGCCACCCUCUCGUGGAUGCCGGAGUCCCCCACCUACCUGCUGCUCAGGGGGCGCAACAAGGAGGCCCAGCAGUCGCUCGUCAGGCUGCGCGGCAUGAACAACUUCGAGGAUGUGGAGGAGGAGUUCGCGGCGAUGCGCCGCGCGGUGGAGGAGCGCAACAGCGACCCGCUGGCGCGCGGCGGAUACGCGGCGACGAUGCGCGAGCUGGUGUGCGACCCGGUGAACCGGCGCACGCUGCUGCUCGCGUCGGCGCUGCAGGCGCUGCUGCUGUGGUGCGGCUUCCUCGUCAUGAUGACGUACGCCACCUUCUUCUUCAAGCUGUCCGGCAGCUCGCUCGACCCCGACCUAUCGUCCAUCUCGCUCGCCGUCAUCCAGCUCAUCAUGAGCGUUGUCGCUUCCGUCGCCGUCGAGCGCUUCCGCACGCGCAAGAUACCGCUCAUGGUGUGCUUCUCGGGAGCCUGCCUGGCGCUCAUCUCAGAAGGCUUCUACUUCUACAUGAAGGACGGUCUCCACGCCGACGUGUCUUCCAUUGGCUGGCUUCCACUCACGGCUCAUAUCGCUUUCUUGAUCUUCAACACAUUGGGCCCAGGAGCCCUCAUAUGGACUGUGUGCGGCGAGGUGUUCAGGCCGCGUGUCAAGGGCGUCGCCAUGUCGGUGUUGUCCAUCGUCAACUGCGGAUCGGCGUUCGCCACACUCAAAACCUACCACCUCAUGUACACCUAUUUUGACCUGUACUACUCCUUCUGGAUGUUCGCCACCAUCUGCUUGGGGGGAAUGGUGUUCGUGUGGCAGCUUGUUCCCGAGACCAAGGGCAGGCACCCAGAGGAGGUGGCACUCGAGAUAGCGGGGCUCAAACCCGGCCGCACUGCCGACGUGCCCGCCACGGCAGAGGAGAUGCAGAAGAUCAAGGUGUAGCCCACACACGGAGACGCAGAGGAUGGACGCUGCUAGCCCAUACACGAUUAUGGUGUACCAUGCGACACCCUCGGUGUUGUGUAUUGUGCUGAUCGCUCUUGGAUGAGCUCGAGAUUUCAAGUGUAUCCAUGUUGACUCAACGACUAUGGCCAUCUCUUCGACCCACUCCAUUCAACAUUACGCUUCCCAAGGUGCUACUACGUCAGUUGCCUGACUAAAAACAAAGAAUUUUUGCAACUUCCUCGGCUGAUAUCUUCCUCGUCACCAGGAAGGAUAGUCUGCAGGCCUGUGGCAUCAUUUCGAUUAAUCCAGCCAACUGCGAACUGGACAACAUGUGUACUUCGUUAUACACAAAGCUGGGCUCCGUAUAAUGGAUGGGAACCUCAUUUACAAUGCAUUGUAUGUGGACAUACCUCGUAGGAUUCAGUUGCGACGUGUCUACCACAUUUACUCAGACAUAAAUAGAGGACGUGCGUUCGGUUCGUUGUAUGAGCGGAACAAAUUAAAUUACCCGUUCUUUUCCUCUGUUGUGCUGAUUCCUUAGAAAUUUUCUCUCUUCCAAGACCUUGAUAACAAAUAAAGAUAACAAAUACAGCCUCUACUAG
Messenger RNA from Schistocerca americana (American grasshopper), 2113 nucleotides. RefSeq names its product facilitated trehalose transporter Tret1-like. Bases 33 to 1508 code for a protein of 491 amino acids. Gene Ontology annotation, molecular function: transmembrane transporter activity. The record is from RefSeq and is a predicted model, not a curated record. Gene Ontology annotation, biological process: transmembrane transport. NCBI's taxonomy places the organism in Eukaryota, Metazoa, Arthropoda, Insecta, Orthoptera, Acrididae. Gene Ontology annotation, cellular component: membrane. The transcript has 5 exons.